This is a messenger RNA of Salvia miltiorrhiza (redroot sage), 1909 nucleotides long. Its product is annotated as transcription initiation factor IIA large subunit-like. Gene Ontology annotation, cellular component: transcription factor TFIIA complex. Bases 307 to 1749 code for a protein of 480 amino acids. Gene Ontology annotation, biological process: transcription by RNA polymerase II; transcription initiation at RNA polymerase II promoter. Lineage: Eukaryota; Viridiplantae; Streptophyta; Magnoliopsida; Lamiales; Lamiaceae. The transcript is spliced from 10 exons. The record is from RefSeq and is a predicted model, not a curated record.
UUUUUUUGUUUUUCUUUAUUUGGGGAAAUAAAGAAGAUAUAGCCACCAAAUGAUGCCACGUGGAAUUGAGGCAUAAAAACGGAUGCAAACCUAUUUAUAUUCCACUCUCUAUUCUCCCUUUCUGUUCCGCCCUUGUCCGUCUCAUGCCCCUCCUCUCGCCGCCUUUCUCUCCCCUCGCCGGCGACCUGCCUUUCUCUCUCUCUUUAUUUCCUCCAAUUCACACCUUAAUCUAUUGAUUUCACUUUCGAGGCUUUCGAUUCGGAGCUUCUGCCUUCGCGUUGCUCGAUUCUAGUUUUUUCCGAAGAAAUGGCGAGCACCGGCACCAGCAAUAUCUACAUCCACGUAAUCGAGGACGUCAUCAACAAGGUCCGAGAUGAGUUCAUCAACGACGGAGGCCCCGGAGAUGCCGUCCUCGCUGAGCUCCAAGGAUUAUGGGAACUGAAAAUGAUGCAAGCUGGUGCAAUUUUGGGUCCGAUAGAUAGGUCGGCGAAGCAAAAAGCAGCAGGAGGUCCAAUCACGCCGAAUCCCGUGCAUGAUCUUAACGUACCUUAUGAAGGCACUGAGGAGUAUGAAACUCCCACUGCUGACAUGCUCUUUCCUCCGACUCCGUUACAAACACCCAUGCAGACGCCAUUGCCGGGGAUGGCCCAGACACCAUUGCCAGGAACAGCUCAGACUCCCCUUCCUGGAACAGCUCAAACUCCUCUUCCUGGAAAUGACACCAGUCCGUACUAUAACAUUCCCACUGGUGGCACCCCGAUAACCCCCAACGAAUACUCCUCUAAUAAUGUUAAUGGGAGUGAAGGUCAGAUAAGAGCUGGAGCUGGAGCUGGAAGGCCUAGCCAAUAUAUGCAGCCACCUUCAUCUUGGUUGAAUCAAAGGCCUCCUCUCGAUGUGAAUGUUGCUUAUGUGGAAGGUCGAGAAGAGGGUGACAAGGGAGCACCUAAUCAUCCAUCAACUCAGGAUUUUUUCUUGAUGCCUUCUGGAAAACGGAAACGCGACGACAUUCCUCCACAAUAUCAUUCUGGUGGAUACAUCCCCCAGCAGGAUGGAGCUGGCGAUAUUUUCCCAGAGGUUUUGAAGGUGGGUCUAGGGAGCACUGCACAAAUGCCUGUUCAAGAAGGAUCACCAUCUUGUAGGAUUCCUCAGUUGGACGGACCCAUACCAGAUCCAUAUGAUGAUGCGCUUUCUACUCCCAAUAUGUACAAUUAUCAAGGAGUCAUGAACGAAGACUACAACAUAGUGAACACACCUAUGCCCAAUGAGAUGCAAGCAGCAACACCUGCUCCUGUUCCAAAUGAACCUGUAGACGAUGAUGAUGAUGAACCCUUAAAUGAAGAUGAUGAUGAUGAGUUGGAUGAUCUGGAACAGGGGGAGGACCUGAACACGACACAUCUGGUUCUAGCUCAGUUUGACAAGGUAACACGAACCAAGAGCAGGUGGAAGUGCACAUUGAAGGAUGGCAUUAUGCACGUAAAUAACAAAGACAUUCUGUUCAACAAGGUGCAUGUCGUGUUACGAUUCCUUUCUAUUUAUAAAGUAUGCUUCUCUUACGUGUUCUUUACCUGUGCUUGUGUGAAUUUUCUCUGUAAUGGUUCGGGUAUUGGGCUUUUCACCAGGCAACAGGAGAAUUCGACUUCUGAUUUCGUUGGAGAGAUGCAUAAGCCGUCAGAUCUCUCAGGCGCUGGUUUGAGUAGAGAACAAGAUUAUUCACAUUGUAUUUGGUCUCUUAUAUGGAAUGAAAACUAGUGAGAGGAAAUGUUUCGAUGGCCACAAUGUACAGAAGGGAGAUUUUGUCUCCAACUACGAGUUUAUAACUUCAAAGGAUGGUUGUAUAAUUUCAUUUUUGUGUUCAGGGAUAUAUGUUAUUGAUAUCUUAAUCUUCUUUAUUAAUUACUAUUCCGAUAUA